Hydatigera taeniaeformis is the source of this 1032-nucleotide messenger RNA. NCBI's taxonomy places the organism in Eukaryota, Metazoa, Platyhelminthes, Cestoda, Cyclophyllidea, Taeniidae. The record is from the annotation of a GenBank genome assembly.
AUGCUUAGUGAUAUCAAGUCCUUGGAUGAGAAGGAGGCGUCUAAUGACAGCGGAACAGAGGAGUUAGAAAUGGAGACAGACCAAAGGAGGGACUUGCACACCUCAUCAUUCCGAUGCAAUACCGCAUCCACGUCUUCACACAGUGGCUCUCCAUUCCAACAGCAUACUGCACUUCCAUCGUGGCUGCCUAAACAGCGCCAUCGUAUGCUUACUUCACCAAAUUUAACCCCCAGUCAUACUCUGGAAAAAUUACCAAAAGAGAUUCUUAUUCGUUUGUUUGACUACCUUGAUGACUUUUCCGUUUGGGGUCUUCGCCUCGCUUCUCCCCGACUUCGUGCAAUUAUUGACAGUGAAAUACCCGAACGUAGAUGGGCUGCAUUUGUCGCUCAUCGGUGGCCAAUUUUUGUACCCCGUCAUCGAGUCUCUUCCUGGCGUCUCCUUUAUCUCAACAUGAUGGGAAGCGUUACCUGCAGCUUGUGCUUGUCCCGCAUUCACUUCCCUACCAUCUUUCCGAUGGACAUUCCCGGAGUUCGCUUCCGUCGCAUAGUUUCUGAGAUACGCAGUCUCUGUGCCGAUCCGCCAUAUGGAAUCAAGGCGUUGGCCCUUGAUACGGAUACCUUUGCUCACUGCCUAGCCGGCAUUGCUGGUCCACCUGCAUCUCCGUACGAGGGAGGGUUGUUUUACGUCCACAUUUUAAUUCCUGACAGCCAUCCAAUGCGUCCACCCGUAGUUAGGUUCCUCACGCGCAUCCUUCACCCAAACAUAAGUUGCCAUGGUGACAUCGGUCUAGACUGCAUCCGACACAACUGGAGCCUGGCUCUUACUCUUGACAAAGUCCUUUUGAGUAUCCAGUCAUUACUUACUGAUCCAUACACAAAGGUUUGCAUGGAACCGGCAAUCGGUCGGCUGUACACUCAAAACCGAGAUCAGUUUGACAAACUUGCGAAGUUAUGGACAUGGAAGUACGCUUGCCACGAUUAUCUGUCUACUGCUUUCGUCUCUCAACUUUCGGUUCCUGAUUACAUUGAGUAA